Molecule: messenger RNA, 1204 nt
Organism: Ananas comosus (pineapple)
Lineage: Eukaryota; Viridiplantae; Streptophyta; Magnoliopsida; Poales; Bromeliaceae
Product: GDSL esterase/lipase At2g04570-like
Exons: 4
Coding region: 10-1065 (351 amino acids)
Molecular function (GO): hydrolase activity, acting on ester bonds
Source: RefSeq, a predicted model, not a curated record
UAAGCAAAGAUGCCAGUGCAAUACCUGCAAUGGCUUCUUUAUCUACAGCUGCUGCUAUAUUGUGCAGUAUUAAAAGCUGGGAAAGUUCCGUCCAUCAUCGUCUUCGGCGACUCCACCGUCGAUGCCGGCAACAAUGACUACAUUCUCACUCUCGCGAAGAGCAACUUCAAGCCCUACGGUCGCGACUUAGACGGCGGAAAGCCCACGGGGCGGUUCUGCAACGGCCGCCUCGCCACCGAUUUCAUCUCCGAGGCCUUCGGGCUCCCGCCGCUCGUCCCCGCGUACCUCGACCCGGCCUACAACAUUCAGCAGUUUGCCUCCGGCGUCUGCUUCGCUUCUGCUGCAACCGGAUACGAUAAUGCCACUGCCAACGUUCUCUCAGUGAUACCACUAUGGAAGCAGCUGGAGUACUUCAAAGAAUACGUAGGGAAACUGAAGAGCUUUCAAGGAGAAGCGAAAGCUCAAGAAACACUGAUCAACGCCCUCUAUGUCAUGAGCCUGGGGACCAACGACUUCAUCGAGAACUACUUCACGUUGCCGGACGGCCGGUCGUCGCAGUUCACCGUGCCGGAGUACGAGGACUUCCUCCUCGCGUUAUCUGAAGGGUUCGUCCGCGACAUCUACCAGCUCGGCGCCCGCAAGCUGGACCUCACGGGCCUCCCGCCGAUGGGCUGCUUGCCGCUGGAGCGGGUCACGAACCGGGCCGCGCCCGGAGAUUGCAACAAGGAGUACAACAAAGUGGCGCGUGAGUUUGACAUGAAGUUGCUGGGGUUGGUGCAUAAGCUAAACGCAGAGUUGGAUGGUAUGGAGAUUGUGUAUGGCAAUGUGUACGAUCUCUUAGAUGAUGUGGUUCGGAAUCCUGCUUCGUAUGGUUUUGAGAAUGCAGUGACCGGGUGCUGUGGCACGGGGCUGUUCGAGGUGAGCUACAUCUGCAACAAGAAGACCCCCAUUACAUGCGAUGAUGCGAACCGGUAUGUGUUCUGGGACGCGCUCCACCCAACGGAGAGGAUGAACCAUCUCAUUUCUAACUAUCUUAUGAACACCACACUCUACGUAUUCUUGUGAAUUCUCUAGCUUGCUACAAAUCCUCUCAAGCUUCCGCUGAGUGAAAGCGGACUUGCUUCUUGUUCAGAAAACAGGAACUUCUUCCAUCGAGGUAGUCCUUCCUUUUCCACCUGACGAGUCAAUCCGAAAAUAGAGAGUU